Molecule: messenger RNA, 387 nt
Organism: Hemiscyllium ocellatum (epaulette shark)
Lineage: Eukaryota; Metazoa; Chordata; Chondrichthyes; Orectolobiformes; Hemiscylliidae
Product: histone H2B type 1-F/J/L-like
Exons: 1
Coding region: 1-387 (128 amino acids)
Cellular component (GO): nucleosome
Molecular function (GO): structural constituent of chromatin; DNA binding; protein heterodimerization activity
Source: RefSeq, a predicted model, not a curated record
AUGCCUGAGUCGGCGGCUGCAGCAAAGAGCGCUGCGUCCCGAAAGGCAUCGAAACAGUCGCUUAACAAAGUCAGCAAGAAGCCGCCCAAGAAGCGAAAGAAGACUCGCAAACAGAGCUAUUCGACCUAUGUGUACCGGGUGCUGACCCAGGUCCAUCCUUCUACAAGAAUUUCAUCUAAGGCCAUGAAUGUCAUGAACUCGUUCGUCAUCGACAUCUUUGAGCGCAUCGCCUCCGAGGCUUCGCACCUGAUUCACUACAACAAGCGCCAGACCAUAUCGGCCAGAGAAAUUCAGAGCGCCGUCCGCCUAAUGUUACCGGGCGAGCUAGCCAAGCACGCCGUGUCUGAAGGCACAAAAGCGGUCACCAAAUACACCAGUUCCGCUUAG